Molecule: messenger RNA, 3163 nt
Organism: Engraulis encrasicolus (European anchovy)
Lineage: Eukaryota; Metazoa; Chordata; Actinopteri; Clupeiformes; Engraulidae
Exons: 9
Coding region: 120-3143 (1007 amino acids)
Source: RefSeq, a predicted model, not a curated record
AAAAGUCAUGUCCUUUAUUUUUUGUUUCAUUUUAAUCAGGACACAAAAACAGAUCAUUGACUGAAUAGAUAGUGGGAGCAAGAGACAUUGCCGCGUUACGCGGCAGGUAGGCUGCAGCCAUGGCCUACUUCGGGGGGUUGAGGGAGUUCAUAGGGGUGGAUGAGGAGACCGAUGACGAUGAGAGGGGCUCUGAUGAAGAAUUACCUUCAUUCUUGACGGACUUGAAUGAAAGGCGAUCCAGGCGGGAGCAGAUGAAUCGACUCAACGCAUGUCUGGACUCGGCAAUAACGAGAGAGUCACAGAUGAUCGAGCUGCUGGACUGGCUGUCUUACACCAGAGAAUCGUUUGAGCAAUUUGAGCAGAAUAGACUGCAAUCAAACGAGAUGGUUACUUCAGAAUGGGUAGAUGCUUUAGACAGCACCCUGGGACAAUUUCUUCUUGAAAUGAAUUGGAGCAUAAGCCGUUUGAACGUUUUAUGGCAAUCCAUCUGUGGCAGGGGUACGAAGAAGAGAAAGAAAGACGAGACAGCAAUAUCUGGCAGUGGAGGUAACUGGCACUGGUGGCGCGAACAAAAAGUCGAUACAAAGGCUGUCCGCAACAUCCAGGAGUUACAACCCCCCUCAGUAGAGGACAUUUUGGGGGACGCCAGCUUCGCCACAAGGUGCGCCUCUGAGCUCACCUUCAUUCUGGAGGACAUGCAAAAGUCAAUGUCUGGCAGUAGAGGUCUGAGUAUGGCCCUCAGCUUCAUUCAGAUCGGCUUGCAGAAUCUCAAUGAGGCAUUCCAGAGGAGGACCAAGGAAGGCUCCAUGGAAAAGGAGCAGACAAUACGUGAUGAAAGCAAUAGAGUGACACUGCUAAAUGCUCAGCUGGCCAAAGAAAAAGAUAAGAGAAACCGGCUUGAGGAGAAACUAUCAGACUUGAGUGAACAAAAUCAAGCCCUCAUGUUCCAUAUCCAAACUUUGCGGCAUAAAGUCACCAACGCGCCAGAAACAGUGAUGGUCGAAAACAUUGAAGUCCCUAUUGAAACCGACCCGGAUUUUUCGACACGGCAGCGCCAAAAGCCAGCCACCAAGCCUCAAGCUUCAAGCAUGUAUAAACCCAAUUCUGCUUAUGUCGGAGAAGAGGAAGCUUUCAAGCGCCAGAACUCCACUAGCAUUGCAGAGAAAAUGGAGCAAAGGAGCGCUGCCCUGCUGGUGGACUUCAGGGAGACAGUGCUGGAUAUCCUGGAUCAUUCCAUGAAGCAGCCUGAUGGUUAUGCAGACAUGAAGGAGGAGGACAGGAAGAAAGCAGAAAGAGCCAAAGGUUUUAAUGUCGUGAAACUCUUUAAGACCCUUCAGCUCUCCAUGAUGGAUUGUUUUAAGAGUAUAAUGACACAGAUUAGAGGGAGGUGUAAAGACGAAAUCUUAGACCUAUGCCUCCAAGAGACGUCCCUUUUCGAGUCAGACUUGUGGACUGGCUGCGAUGCACCACCUGGCAAACUGCUGAGAGAAUUAGGCAGAGAAAUCAAGAAGCAGGAUGAGUCGAUCAGAAAUGCCGGGCUGGUUUUUAAAAAUCUUGUGGAAAUGCAAGGAAAGGUGAAAGGCGCGGUCGAGCAGAAGCGACGCCACACAAUUGUCAAUCACCUCAUGGAACUGUUCAAAAACAUCAACGACAUGGAAAAGCAACAGGCCUGUAAAUUGCGUCUCACCCUCGAAUCCUUGUGUAAAAUGCACAAUCAGAUUAAAUCCCAGAGAAAAGUGGAGUCACACAGCAGUCCUCCACCUCCACCUCCCCUUGUGCCGCCUCCGCCUCCCCCUCCCACUCUGCCUCCUCCUGAUCUUCCUCUGUCUCCCGCUCCCCCUCCCCCCCGGAAUGUCCCAGUGCAUGGCGUAAACAAAGUGGAUUUCAAACUUCAGCCCGAGAAGGAACUAUUGGCACAAGGCAUUGAAGCCAUUCUCCAAACUAUCACAGAACCUGAGGUUGAGAAUGAAACCAAGGUGGCUGACAAACCUGACAAGCCUCAGGUCCAGCAGUCAGACAUUGUAGUUCCUCCCCCAAGGCCCGUUUCUCCCCCACCUCAGCGGAAGUCCUACGUGAAGCCCGUGGCCACCGUAAUAGACCACGUGGACCGGUAUAUAAGGGAGAUGCCAGAGGAGUCUGAGAGGUUGCUGCAGUCACGACUCGCGAGGCACAAUCACAUCAUUGACAUCAAGGCUCAGGAAGAGAACUUGAAUCUCCUGGACCAGGCACUCGCCAGGGAGAUCAUCUCCUCCCGCCUUUACCACCUGGCCAGAGACGUCAUCGUGCAGGCCGAGAUGAGCGUGGAGCGGCGCCUUCGCUGCCUCAUGCUGAGGUACAUUAGACAGUGCCAUCUCCAGCAAGUCAGAAAAAUGCUGAAUUCCAGGUUGAAUAAAGCACGCAACAGGAAUGAUGGCCAGACCAUAAGGAAGUGUUACUGCUACAUGCAAAACACAGAAAAGCUCCAGUCAAGUGAAUCACACAUGUAUGACCUCAAUCAGGCACCAAUUGACCAUCAACGCCAGAGGUGCUUCGCACGCAUGCUGUACUUAUUCCUCCAGAUGAAACUGGACUACAAAAUAGACUUGGCAGCACCUUUCUGCCGUUCUGCCGUGAGGAAAAACAUAACAGCUCUGACCAUUGAGAGAAUGGAUAUGAAAAUGAUGCCACUCCAACAAAGUCUCUCUAACACUCAGCGUGGACAGCCCCCAAUAUCUAUUCCGCCCUCUCAGUCCGCCACCAAGUUUUCCACAGAGUCCUCUUUCCUCCACCUACCUGAACGCAAUCAGUCAGCUUCGGAAAGGUCCUCAUUACAAAGGAAAUAUGUUAGUCAACAGAACCUUCAUGACAGUCUGUGGCAGAUACCGGAACGCAGUCAGGUUGCUCCAGAAAGCAAAUCUGCGAGUCAACAGAACCUUCAAGACUCAAGUCUGUGGCCGAUGCCGCUGAUUCACGGUGGCACGUGGCUCACACGCAAGAUCAAAGACUUGGCCCCGGUGCGCUACCCCUCACUUCCACGUUUGUUUGAGAUGGAUGUGGACCAAGACAGACGGAGAGCCUUGCAAAGAGUCCGCAGCAUAAUGGAUGGAGUAGAUGCACGGAAAUCUAACAAAGAUACACAUUUUGGUAAACAGAAGAUAAAAUAGAAAUAAAUACUUUGUCUGCA